Messenger RNA from Diaporthe batatas, 1275 nucleotides. RefSeq lists its product as uncharacterized. Bases 1 to 1275 code for a protein of 424 amino acids. NCBI's taxonomy places the organism in Eukaryota, Fungi, Ascomycota, Sordariomycetes, Diaporthales, Diaporthaceae. Gene Ontology annotation, cellular component: nucleus. Gene Ontology annotation, molecular function: DNA-binding transcription factor activity; transcription cis-regulatory region binding. The transcript is spliced from 4 exons. Gene Ontology annotation, biological process: positive regulation of transcription by RNA polymerase II. The record is from RefSeq and is a predicted model, not a curated record.
AUGGAGAGUGAAGCACAUUUCAACAGCUACACCGUGGACCGACAGGACCGGGAGCCUCCCAUUGACGCGGACCUGGACGUGAUCGAGAUAUUAGAAGAUGAAUCCUCUCCCAGCACACAAGGCUUUACCGAUCCGGACGUGGUCAACCGUACAAACAACGCAGAGUUCUGCACGAUUCCGUUGACUUUCCGGCUACGCAUCAACCCGUUUCGAUACCGCACAGAUCUUGACCCGGAACCUGUCUUUCUGGUUCACGCAGUCAUGGCGCUGGCCGGCCACCACGUCAAAAGCGACUCGACCCUGAGCCAUCGUCACACAGCCCUCCAGCUGCUUCGUCAGGCCCUCGACACGUUCAGCGACACCGAGACUAUGCAUUCCAUUCUAGACACCAUUGUCAUUCUCUUCUCGCUAGAUGAAACCCAGUCCAUGCUCGGGAACUGGAGCACACAUCUCGUGGGGGCAUACGGGCUACUAGAAGCCUGCGGUGGCAUCAAGAUGCUCCCUUUAUCCUCUAGAUUCGAAACACAGAUCGGAAUCCUCACCUGGUGGGAUGCCAUAGUCAGCCUCUUGUCCAGGGAGCAAUGCGCGUUCCCCUACGAAUACUUUGACACCGUCCUUUCCAAUCAGCACAAGCGAGAGUGGAACUUCUUCGGAUUGUGCGGGUGUCCGACAAGCCUGGUGAUCAUUGUGAUGCGGGUGGCGCGUCUCGCCGCGGAUAGGAGGAAAGCAUGGAGCGCGUCAGGCUCCACAUGUGAUGCCGCAGUUAUCUCGGAAAUCCAGCAGUACCUCGAGUCCUGGUGCCAUGUACCCGCCGCGACGGCCUUCAACGACGAGGAGGGCAUGCACCAGGACUUGGACACCAUGCACUGCUCCGAGGCGUGGAGAAACGGCCUCCUUCUUUAUAUAUUCAGGGUCUUCCAGUGGGAGCCUGGGAACGAGGCCCCGAUUCACAUCUUGUACCGUGCAAGGGCCAUCAUGGACCACGCACUUUGGUGCCGAGACGUAAACAUGAUCUCCAGGCAGGCCCUGUUGCCGCUCUUUUUCGCGGGCUGCGAGCUCCGGGAUCGAUCCACGCAGGCCGAGAUCAUAAAGCUUUGCUCCCAAUGGAACGAUAGGACUAGAUACCACAUGUUCCGCGAUGUCAUACCCUUGCUCGAAGAGAUAUGGGCCGAACAAGAGACGAAGGGUUUCGAAAAUGUGUGGUGGGGUCAGAUUGUGGAUAGGCAGCACGCUUCCCAGCCCGAGUCCUUAAGAAUGCGGCUGUGCUUCGGUUAG